Messenger RNA from Saccostrea cuccullata (small rock oyster), 549 nucleotides. RefSeq names its product cystatin-A-like. The transcript has 3 exons. Lineage: Eukaryota; Metazoa; Mollusca; Bivalvia; Ostreida; Ostreidae. Gene Ontology annotation, cellular component: cytosol. Gene Ontology annotation, molecular function: cysteine-type endopeptidase inhibitor activity. The record is from RefSeq and is a predicted model, not a curated record. The coding region runs from base 126 to 494 and encodes 122 amino acids.
AAACCCAAUCAAAAACGUAGCAGUAACAUCUGGUUUUGAAAUGCUCAAUCUAUCAGAGGUCUUCGUCUCUAUUUAAGGCUGCGAUAUAUGUCUGAGAGGAGAGGCAUUUUCAUAAUAAAAUCAAGAUGGCCAUUCGUAUAACAUUAGUUCUCAAUUUGGUGUGUUUGACUGUCAUCAGUGUAAAUGCUUUUGGUCGUCCCGGGGGACUCAGUAGAACAAAACCGGCAACCCCAGAAAUCCAAAGACUUGUCAAUUCCGUGCGCGGGCAGAUCAUCAGUAAACUUCCCCUGGGAUACGACAGAGAACAAUAUUUACCACUGACAGCUCAUUCAUACAAAGAACAGGUUGUCUCCGGCACAAACUAUUUCAUCAAGAUUAAAACAGGACCAAUGAGGUAUAUCCAUGCAAGAAUAUACAAACCAUUGUUUGGUUUAACUUCUGUGCAUAGUGUCCAGUUACAGAAAUCCCUCUUGGACCCGAUCAGAUAUUUUUAAAUAUGUUUGAAGCAAAUGCUUUUUUGAAUAGUCAGAAUUAAAGCACUAUACAAAU